Messenger RNA from Elaeis guineensis (African oil palm), 2506 nucleotides. Lineage: Eukaryota; Viridiplantae; Streptophyta; Magnoliopsida; Arecales; Arecaceae. The record is from RefSeq and is a predicted model, not a curated record.
AGGAAAGUGUGAAAGAAGCGUGGGUUGGGCGAGGGGGAUCGUGUGGCGCGGCGUUUGAUUGGGUCCGUCCGAAGCCACGGGCAGGGGCAGAAAGCAAACAGAGAGAGAGAGAGAGAGAGAGAGAGAGCGAGCGAGAGAGAGAGAGCGAAGAGGUCGGCUACAUUUCACUUUCAAAUCUCGAGCUGGCUUCGGUUCUGAAAAAUGAAUCGCUCCAGAAAUGGAAGUGACAACAGACUGGUUCCAAAUGACCAGACUGAUUCACCUUCAAUCGAUGAAGGUAGUAGUGGAGGAAGAGGCCAAAUUUUGAAGAAGGGACCAUGGACAUCUGCAGAAGAUGCAAUUUUAGUUGAUUAUGUGAAGAAGCAUGGUGAGGGAAAUUGGAAUGCUGUCCAGAAGCACUCAGGGCUGUUUCGAUGCGGCAAGAGCUGUCGUCUGCGAUGGGCUAAUCAUCUGAGACCAAAUCUUAAAAAGGGUGCUUUCACACAGGAAGAGGAACAGCUGAUCAUUGAACUUCACGCCACGAUGGGCAAUAAAUGGGCCCGGAUGGCUGCACUUUUACCAGGACGGACAGAUAAUGAGAUAAAAAACUAUUGGAACACCCGGAUCAAGAGACGCCAGCGAGCUGGUUUACCCCUUUAUCCUCCUAAUCUGGGUCUCCAAGCUUCAAGUGAGAAUCAACAAAGUCAGACUGCCUCGGAGUAUAGCACUGGUGAAAAACGGCCCAAUGAUGUCCUGCAAGGAAACUGUUUUGAUAUUGAUGUUAUACUUAACAAUUCCAAUGCCGAUCAAGGGGCUUUAUCUUAUGCAUCGCCAUUUCCAGAUAUUUCAGUGAGCAGCAUGCUGAGUCAGGGCUUUGGAUCCCAAGAUAAUAACUUCAUGAAUCCAAUGUGGAACAGUGCGAAGCGGCUUCGAGAAUCUGAAUCCGUACUUCCUGACUUUCAUGGUACUGUCUCUUGUGAACUUCCUACAUGUGAGCUAUUUUUACAUGAGUCUUCUGAAAAGAUCCACCGGACCUUUGGUUUAGGUUAUCUCUAUGAUCCAGAACCCAGCAGCAAGAUCAUGGUACCUUUUGAUGGUGCAGUCCCUGGUAGCCAUGCCCUUUUAAAUGGCAAUUUCUCUGCUUCCAGGCCCCUUGGUGGGACUGUGAAGCUGGAGCUCCCUUCACUCCAAUAUCCAGAAACUGUUCUUAACAGCUGGCUUGCUUGCCCUUCUCCACCUCCUGAUGAAAUUGAUACCUACAUCCAAUCUCCUCCAGCGACCGUGUUAGUGCGAUCUGAAUGUGUCUCACCAAGGAACAGUGGUCUAUUGGAAGCGUUGCUUCAUGAGGCGCAGGCACGCAAGAUUCAACAAUCUGAGGAGAGCUUAAGUUCUGCUAUUACACAGGGUGACAUGGUAGAAAGUUCGGGGUUUAACCUUUGGGAGGCAGAAUGUGAAGAGUAUAAUGAUCCAAUUUCGCCCUUGGGCCGACCUGCUGCAUCUGUCUUCAGUGAGUGCACCCCUCCCAUUAGUGGUGGUUCACUGGAUGAGCUUCAGCCUUCUAAAGCACCUUCCUGUUCAGACAUCAUGGUAGCUGCUGAUAAACAUGUUUUGGCCCCAAAUAUGGGAGAUAGAGGCAUUUUACCCUGUCCAGAUUUCUUAAGGCCUGAUGCUUUACUUGAGGGGUCAGAUUGGCUUGAGAACUCUGAGGAUGCUAAAGAGCACUCUACCUUGAAUGAUAAUGUAGUGACAGUUGUAGAUGAAGAUUUCUGCAGUGAGCACAAGCAACUACCUACUGGAAUGUCAUCUGCACUCGCUCAAGGAUUGGACCUUGACUCAUAUCUAUGACAACAUGCCACGUGCAUGUCAAAUGUCUGAAUUUCGGUCAUUUAUGGGACUUGCUUCAGGACUUGUUUGCCAUUGGUUGUUCAAAUAUGACCUUUUCUUAAUGGACAAAUGGUCAGGCAGGAGAAUAUAUGUGGCAGUAUGUUUGGUUGUUGCUGUCAUUUUCUAGGGUUUGAUGAUGGCUAAGUCUUGCUUGUCGGCAUUGAUGCACUGCAGGUGGUGCAGUUACCUUGGAUGAACUGUUGGUAUAGACUUUUGUUAUGUUGUAGUUACUUUUGAAACUUGGUCCGAAACAAUUCAACUAUUUGGGAUGCCAUUGUUUAAUGGUCCCUUUUCUGUGUGGUUUUCGGACAGUGGAAGAUCUUUUGCGCUUUGCUGCUGAUAAGGAUUAAGCAUUGAAGUGUUGCUUGCUUCGCCAUGAGAUUGGCUUGGUUUGUCUUUUAUUGUUUCCCUAGUUUGAAGAUUGUCUUUCAAGCAUGAAAUCAUUCAUAUUAAGUAAUAUGGUUAUUUUGCUUCUCACAGCUAGUAAGAAGAUUUAAUUCCAGUGUGGCUUCUGUUUUGUUUAGGAUUUUUAUCUGCUGCAUAAAUCUUUCAGCUGUAAAGACACGCAGAUUCUCUCUUGUUUAAUGACAGUUCUGCAGUUGUUUUGGCUUGCUAGUAUUUUGAGGCCCCUGCUAAAAUCUGA